AUGGCCACCACCAACCAUGGGGCAGGGGUCCCCGUGGUCACCACCAACCAUCAGACAGGGGUCCCCAUGGCCACCACCAACCACUGGGUAGGGGUCCCCAUGGCCACCACCACCAACCAUCGGGCAAGGGGUCCUGUGGCCACCACCAACCACCAGGCAGGGGUCCUCGUGGCCACCACCAACCAUCAGACAGGAGCCGCCCGGUUCUACCCCCCCCCCGCCAGCUCCCUCCCCCGGGCCGGCUUCUCGGAAGGACUUUGCAAUGCUGCGGCUGCCCCGGGGAGUGUCCCCAGCCCCGGGGGGGGGCGCGGCCCUCCCGCCCCCCUCUGCCCAGCGCCCCCCCAAAAAAGCCGUGCCGGCCAUGGGCUCCUCGGAGCGGGGGGGCUCCGCUUUGUGCAGCCCCCCGCUGCCCGCAGCCUGCUGCAGCCGGGGCUCCUCGCAGGGGGGGGGCUGCGGGGCCGCUCCCCGGGGGGGGGGGUGCCUCUUCGCCACCCCCCAGAGCCCCCACCUCAGGACCCUCCGAUCGGCCUCGGCGGGACGGCUGCCGGCCAAGAGGAAACUGGACCUGGAGGGCCUCGACUUCCGCACGCCCAAGGGGAAGGGCAGGGCGCUGGUGCAGGUCCCCAGCCCCAGGACCCCCAAAUCCCCCGGGAGAAGACGCGCUACGACACCUCGCUGGGGCUGCUCACCAAGAAGUUCAUCCACCUGCUGAGCGAGUCGGCCGACGGCGUGCUGGACCUCAACCGCGCCGCCGAGGUGCUGGGGGUGCAGAAGCGGCGCAUCUACGACAUCACCAACGUGCUGGAGGGCAUCCAGCUCAUCCGCAAGAAGUCCAAGAACAACAUCCAGUGGAUGGGGACGGGGAUCUUCGAGGACGCGGCGGUGGCGGCCAAGCAGCAGGCGCUGCGCGGGGAGCUGGCCGAGCUGGCCAAGGCGGAGCGGGCGCUGGAGCAGCUCCUGCAGGACUGCGCCCUGCAGCUCCGGCACCUGACGGACCACGAGGACAACCAGAGGCUGGCGUACGUCACCUACCAGGACCUCCGCACCAUCAGCAACUUCCAGGAGCAGACGGUGAUCGCCGUGAAGGCUCCCCCCGAGACGAGGCUGGAGGUGCCGGACAUCAGCGAGGACAACCUGCAGCUCCACCUGAAGAGCACCAACGGCCUCGAGGUGUACCUGUGCCCGGAGGAGAUCACAGAGGACAGCCCCACCAAGCAGCACGGCGUCCCCUCUGCUGCCACCCCACCCCCCCCCGCAGGACAGCAGCACCCACCCCUCCCUACAAAACAACCCCGAGCCCCCCAGCACAUCCCCGCAGCCCCUCCACGGGCACCGUGCCCCAUCCUUGUCCCCGUCCCUGCCCCUCUCCAGCCCGGGGGGCCCGGUUCCCUGCUGGAGGUGGGGACGGGGCUGCUGGGCUCCCCCCAGCACCUCCUGCAGCAGACGGAGGACCAGCUGCCCUGUGCCCCCUCCUACCUGGACUCGGCCCCCUUUGUCACCUUCUCACCCCCCCUGAGCAGGAUGACUACCUCUGGGGCUGGAGGACGGCAAGGGCAUCAGUGACCUCUUCGAGGCGUACGACCUGGGGGAGCUGCUGAAGAACUGAGCCUCUGCUCCCCGAUGCCACCCCCCUUGCCUGCUGUCCUCCCCCCCCCCCCCCCCCCCGUGCCUGUCCCCCAGGUGGGUGGGAUGGAGGCGCAGCAGCGCCUGGGUGGCUUUGCCUCGGUCAUUGGUUGUCACCUGGGGGGGUUUGGGGGCCAGGACUGGUGCUCCCCUCCAUCACCCCCACAGCCUCGAGGGCUGCUGGCAGACCUGGGGGGCCCUUUGGGUGCAUGGCACGGGGUCAGGGGCACCCCAGCCCCCCGGGCAGCACAGAAACGCUGCCCAGAAGGGGCUUUGCUGUGUGUGGGGUCGCGUUUUGGGGCCGCUCCGGUUGCUCCCCAGUCCGACUGGUGCUUCGGGGUGGUGGCCGCUUGUUUGGAUGGUGCGGGGCAUGGCACAGCGCAGCUCUCCUGGGGUAUGAGCUGAUGGAUGGAACGCCACCGAGGUGGUGCUUCCCCCUGCCCAGUAGCUGAAAUAUCCUUAAAAAAAUUAGCAUAGAUGAAAUCACCUUUUUGUUAAAGAGGGGAGGAUGCUGAACCUCUUAAAACAGCCGCGGGCAAACCGCUUGCGGGGCGCAGAGCAUCCCUCCUGCCUGUGCCAGCUCCCUGAGAGCUGUUGGUGCUGGGGGGGGGGGGGGUCUGAACUGGAGCUUAAUGGGCAGGAGGUGGUGGUGACUGGGGCAGGGGGGAGCCGGGAGCAGGGCGGGGGGGUUGGCGGUGCGGCUGUGCCAGCGGCAGAGCCGGGUGCGCUGCGUACCCCUUGGUCCUUCCCAGCUGCGCCUCACACAGAGAAACCCAAGCUUUUCCCUAAUAUUACUGCUUUCCCCUUCCUCGCUGGGGGGCGCGGAGGCUCGGCCCCCUCUCCCCAUGCUGGGAUCAACCUGGAGCCGGUUCCCUGCGCUGAUUUUUCCCCUGGGUGCGGGCACUGGGGCUGGAUGCGGCUGCUCAGCUUUGGCUCACGGCCGCAUCCAGCAGCAAGGAUGUGUCGGGGGGGAAAAUCCUGCCCCGGCCCCAUCCCUCCCCUUGGGAACUUCGGGCAGAGUUCCUCCCUCCAGGCUUUUCCUCCUGCCCUUGUAAAUUGUACCUUAAUUAUUGCACUGUAUUUAUACGGGACCCACCUUCGGCACGGCGCUGUCGAGGGUUUCUUUGGCGUUUUGGGUUUUUAAGCGAGUGUAUUUAAGUCGUCCUUCCUCGAGUUUGCUCUCCUGCAGUUUGGCUUGGACGUGGUGUGGGUGAGGAUGUGUUUUGUUGAAAAACUCGUGGCACUUGGUGUUUUUUGCUCGCGAGGGGAUGAAAUGAAAUAAAACUUCUGAGUCAGA
Molecule: messenger RNA, 2920 nt
Organism: Cygnus olor (mute swan)
Lineage: Eukaryota; Metazoa; Chordata; Aves; Anseriformes; Anatidae
Product: transcription factor E2F2-like
Biological process (GO): regulation of transcription by RNA polymerase II
Cellular component (GO): RNA polymerase II transcription regulator complex
Molecular function (GO): protein dimerization activity; RNA polymerase II cis-regulatory region sequence-specific DNA binding; DNA-binding transcription factor activity, RNA polymerase II-specific
Source: RefSeq, a predicted model, not a curated record